AUGACAAACAUGAACGGUGCUGAUGAAGGUGCGUCUCCUGGCGAGAACGGCGUGCCGCAGCCUAUCGCCAUCAUCGGGUAUGCCUGCCGGCUGCCGGGGCAAGUUACAUCUCCCAGUGACCUAUGGGAACUAUGUACCCGAGCUCGAAGUGGCUGGUCGCCCAUCCCCAAAGACCGUUUCUCCGUCGAAGCCUUCCACCACCCUAACCCCUCCAAGGUUGGUUCCUUUAACCCAAAGGGAGGCUACUUCCUCGACGAGGACAUUGCACGCUUUGAUGCUCCCUUCUUCAACCUCACCGUCCAAGAAGCUACAUCCAUGGACCCUCAACAGCGCUUGCUGUUGGAGUGCACGUAUGAAGCUUUAGAGAGUGCUGGCAUUCCCAAAGAGAGUCUUGCCGGCCGGAACGUGGGCGUCUUUGCCGGUGGUAAUUUCUCUGAUUAUGAGCUCAAUAACGUCCGCGACGUGGAGACCAUCCCCAUGCACCAAGCCACGGGCUGUGCGGCCUCACUGCAAUCCAACCGUAUCUCAUACUUCUUCGAUCUACGAGGGCCCAGUAUCACAGUGGACACGGCUUGUUCUUCCUCGCUUGUUGCACUCCACUAUGCAGUACAGAGCCUGCGAAGUGGGGAGUCCAAGGAAGCCCUCGUGGCUGGUUGUCGUCUUAGCCUUGUUCCGGAUAUUUGGGUUUCUAUGUCCAUGUCACAGUUAUUUAAUGAUGAGGGCAAAACCUUCUCCUUCGAUGAGAGAGCCACGUCCGGUUUUGCCCGAGGCGAAGGCUCUGGUGUGGUAAUUCUGAAACCCCUCGACGCCGCUUUGCGCGACAAAGACCCCGUCCGAGCUGUCAUUGUACAUUCAGGAGUCAAUCAAGAUGGGCGAACACAAGGGAUUACACUGCCGAAUGGUCAGGCCCAGGAAGAACUAAUACGGCGGGUCUACGAAGAGGCCAAUAUCAGCCCGGACGAAUGCGGGUUUGUAGAAAUGCAUGGAACUGGAACAAAGGCCGGCGAUCCCAUCGAAGCUGCAGCAGUCCAUGCGGCACUUGGAAAGAAUCGGACUCCGAGGAACCCGCUUUACAUCGGAUCAGUCAAAUCCAACAUUGGGCACCUGGAGGGUGCCAGUGGUAUAAUUGCCAUCAUUAAGGCAGCCAUGAUGCUUGAUCGAGAAUUGAUGCUUCCGAACGCCGAGUUCAAGAAACCGAAUUCUAAUAUACCUAUGAGCGAGUGGAAUAUGAAAGUGCUAAUGACGACGCGACCCUGGCCUUCUCGCAAGAAAUACCUGAGCGUUUCUAAUUACGGGUUUGGAGGAACCAAUGCACAUGCUGUUCUUGAGAGGGCGCCGCUAUCAUCGAAAGCUCCGGAUGAAGCUGUUGAGGAUGUCGAGGUGGACCCCAAACGAAAGCUGUUCUUGAUCUCUGCCAACGACAAGGAGUCUCUACGCACUAGGAUCAAAGACUACGGUAUCUACUUCGAACAACAUCCCGAAGUCUUUGAAAAGUCUCUAUUCGGAAACUUUGCUUAUACGCUAGGCAAUAAGAUGUCCCAACUCCCAUACCGUAUUGGCGUGUCAGCUACCUCGCUAGAUGACCUUGGAAUCCGUCUUGCUCAACUGAAGAUCAACCCUUCCCGGGUUCUAGGCACCCCGACUGUUUCGUUCGUCUUCACUGGUCAAGGGGCUCAAUGGGCACAGAUGGGUGUUCCUCUUAUGCAUGAAUACCCUGUCUACGAGUUGGCUAUGAAACGAGCCGAUCAAUGCCUACGAGAUCUCGGCGCUAAAUUCUCCCUUAUCGAAGAGCUGAAAAAGGACGCCGCCACCUCUGAGAUUGACUCCUCCCAUCUGAGUCAACCGGCCUGCACAGCACUUCAGAUUGCAUUAGUCAAUCUCCUGGAAUCUUGGGGGAUCCAUCCUUCUUCAGUCAUUGGUCACAGUUCUGGAGAAAUUAGUGCAGCCUACGCUGCGGGGAUUUAUAACUUGGAGGGAGCUAUGGCUCUGGCAUACUGGCGUGGGCAAAUGACCUCAUUGCUCAAGUCGUCGUUCCCGUCCCUCAAGGGCACCAUGAUUGCUAUUGGCACUAGUCGCGAGGCUAUUCAACCGAUGUUGAAGACCCUCUCUGGAUACGCCACCGUCGCUUGCGUGAACAGUCCAUCCAGUGUGACGGUGUCGGGAGACGUGUCCGCAAUUAAUGAACUCGAAAAGGUUCUCCAAGACAAGCAACUUUUCAACCGAAAAUUGAAGAUUGAUGUUGCCUACCAUUCCGACCACAUGAAGAAGGUUGCCGAGGUUUACCUGGCUGCGAUUAAGACUAUUCAUCAUUUCCCAUCGGCAACGGCCUCAUUCUUUUCUUCUGUAUUUGGGCGCUUCGCAGAACCUUCUGAACUUGGUCCAGAAUACUGGAUUGCGAACCUGACAUCACCGGUGUUGUUCUCUGACGCCCUUGGCAAGAUUGUUUCGAACGAUGAGACACGGCCCAACCUUCUCGUUGAAAUUGGUCCACACUCUACAACGAAGGGCCCCAUCAUGGAUACUCUAAAGAGCUUGGGUCCCACCGUCUCCAAGAUUGCAUAUGCACCAACCAUUCUUCGUAAAGUUGACGCAGCUGAGUCGAUCUUAGAUACCGCUGCUGCUGCCUAUGUGCGAGGUGCCACACUCGAUAUGACAGGAGUCAAUUUUCCCAAGACUAGUGCAGCAAACCGUUGGUUUUUGACUAACUUGCCUCGCUACCCUUGGCAACAUGGGACUCGGUACUGGCACGUUGCCCGUAUUUCUCAGAAGCAUGCGGUCAGAGAUCAUGCCAGGAACGACGUCUUGGGGGUGUUGGCAAAUUAUUCAAAUGAUCUGGAGCCAACAUGGCGGAAUAUCAUUCGUUUAGAUGAGGUGCCCUAUCUCCGGGACCACAAGAUGCAGGGAAUGGUCGUCUACCCCCUGGCCGGCUAUUUGGUGAUGGCCAUUGAAGCCGCUCGACGACGCGCCGAGCAAGAUGGUAUCCAAAUCUCCCAAUUUGAACUGAGGGAGGUCAUUGUGGGUUCGGCGCUUGUGCUCAGCGAUGACACCGAUACAGAGACCACCAUUACUCUCCGCCCCUACACUGAAGGUACCCGUGGGUCUUCCGAUCUUUGGGAUGAGUUCCGUGUCUGUUCAUGGACCUCAAAACGAGGGUGGACAGAGCACUGUACUGGGCAGGUGCAGGUUUGCUCCAAUCCGAAACAGCAGGCGGCUGCGAUCUCGAGCCCGUUCGAGACUCAAAUCACUUACACAAAAGGUCGAAUUGCCCGAAUUCAGGAAUCGGCUACUAAUUACCUGGAUAUGUCCCACAUGUACCAGGUUCUUAGUGAUCUAGGAGCUGGCUAUGGUCCUAUCUUCCAGGAUAUUGAUAACUGCUACUCCAGCCCUAACCACUCGUUUGGCGAUCUGCACGUUAGAGACACCCGCAGUGUCAUGCCGAAGGGAUUUGAACCUCCCUUGACUGUUCACCCAUCGUUCCUCGAUGGACUGUUACAUUUUGCUUGGCCGCUCCUUGGGCAGGGAUUGGGCCGAAUGGAUCUGGACACACUCUACAUGCCGACAAUGAUCAAGCGUAUUACAGUCGGUCUCGACGUUCCAACCACUCCUGGUGGAUAUCUCAAAGCUUACUGCAGUGGCAGUCCCAGCUUGCCUUCCCCUGAGCCGACCAAAUUUGACCUAUUUGCCACCCAAGAGGGCUCCACAGAGCCCAUAAUUACAAUAAAUGGUCUGAUAAUGACUCCCCUCAGAAAUCCAGGCAUUCACCGUGAAGACACCCGCAAGCUGUGCUAUAAGAUUGAUUGGCAUCCCUUGGCGGAGAUUGAAAACAACGUUGAAGGAGAUGCUCAAGAUUGCAAUGGCCUCGCAGAAUCUCAUGGCCAUACUUACACGCACGGCAACGCAAACAUGAAUGGAAAUACAGAGCAGACAGGCAAACUGCGUGCAAAUGGAAAUCCUAUCAAACAAAAGCAUGAUCUAUUCAUCGCCCAUUUUGGCAAAGCUGAUGGUAUCGCUGAUAAAUUAAGCAUUACACUGUCUGAGGCACCUGGGUGGCAGGUUUCCGUCGGAACCUUCGGUGAAAUGGACUUCUCUCAAAAGCAUCUUGUUCUACUCCAGACUGGAGCUAGCUCUCUGCGAUACCUCACCGAGAAUGUAUUCGAGGAGCUCAAGAAGGCGCUGCUCAAUGCUAAAGCUGUGCUCUGGGUCUACCGGACCGAUUCUCCCGAUGCUCAAAUGACGGUCGGCCUGGCUCGCAGCUUGCGCUCGGAGACCUUGGCCAGGAUAGCUACUCUUGGAUUGGCUCCUGGGGACAUGGGAUAUCCUGAGAAGCCUGUUCAGGCAGCCAUUAGUGCUCUAUGGCCCACUGAUGGAACCGAUCUCUCAAAGGAUCUCGAGUUCAAGAGUAAAGGCUCAGAGCUCUUUGUCCAACGCGUAGUGGAAGAUGCUGCUGCUAAUAGUUUCGUCCACAAUGAGACUCACGAGAUGACAAUCUCAACACAACCAUUCAGUCAGCCUGGGCGACGCUUCAAGAUACAGAUCGGCAAUCCAGGUUCUCUCGAUUCCCUCUACUUUGUAGACGACAAUCCCCUACCACUAGGUGAGGGCCAGAUCGAGCUUCAGGUCAAAGCAAGCGGUCUCAACUUCAAAGACAUUGUGGUCUCUAUGGGCCAGCUUGCACAGCCGUAUAUUGGAAUUGAAUGCAGUGGCAUUGUUUCCAGUGUAGGAUCAAAUGUGAAGAAUUUCAAGGUUGGCCAAAGAGUUAUGGCUAUGCCAGAGGGUUGUUUCUCGACCUACGCACGAUGCUCGUCAACCAGUGCUGCGGAAAUCCCAGGUGACAUGUCAUUCGAGGUGGCAGCCACAGUGCCAGUUGUAUUCUGUACUGCAUACUACUCUCUGUUUGACCUAGGUCAGCUGCAAGCUGGCGAGCGAGUUUUAAUCCACGCCGGUGCCGGUGGUGUUGGUCAAGCCGCUAUAAUGCUAGCACAUAUGAUCGGCGCAGAUAUCUUUGUUACAAUCGGAAGCCUCGAUAAGAAACAGUUCUUAAAGAGCCAGUACGGUAUUCCCGAAGACCGCAUCUUCUAUAGUCGUGAUGCAUCUUUUGCUCGCGGCAUCCGCAGAGCCACCGGUGAGGUUGGCGUGGAUGUCAUUGUCAACUCCCUAGCAGGCGAUCUUCUGCGCGAGACUUGGGAGUGCCUUGCGCCAUUCGGACGAUUUAUCGAGAUUGGCAAGGCCGAUAUAACGAAGAAUACUCGCCUUGACAUGCAGCCUUUUGAACACAACGUCACAUUCUCAUCGGUUGAUCUGACCAGGGUUGGGAAGUUCAAGCCACAGCUGAUGAAACGCCUCCUGAGUGACGUUUGUCGGUUGAUUGGUGAAGGAUCGGUGCAUCCCAUCCUACCACUUUCGACUUAUCGAAUUUCUGAUAUCGAGAAGGCAUUCCGUACUCUACAGACCGGCAAGAGUAUGGGUAAGAUUGUGGUGGUUCCCCAUGGAGGUGACCAAGUCAAGGCUGUCGCUCCCAAGACCAGUUCCACUCUCUUGCGACCUGAUGCAUCUUACAUCUUGAUCGGUGGCACUGGUGGUCUAGGCCGAAGCAUAGCCAAGUGGAUGUCCUCGAAGGGUGCAAAGAACAUUGUUCUUGUGUCUCGUCGAGCGGCGACUAAUGACAAGGUUCAAGCUUUGGUUGAUACUUUAGCUCCCCUAGGAGUGCGGAUUGUCAUCAAGGCUUGUGAUGUCACCAGCCAGGAGUCUGUCGAGGCUCUGCUUAACGAAGAGAUGGAAGGCCUUCCCCCUGUACGUGGUGUUAUCCACGGUGCGAUGGUGCUUCGUGACAUGCUCUUCGAAAACAUGUCUCUAGAAGACUUCACGGCCGUAGCACGCAGCAAGGUAGAAGGGGCUUGGAAUCUUCAUAACACGCUGAUCAAUUCCCCACUAGAUUUCUUCAUUGCCCUCUCAUCGGUGGCCGGCAUCAUCGGCAAUCGUGGACAGGCAGCAUACUCCGCGGCAAAUUCAUUCCUGGAUGGAUUCAUAGAAUAUCGCAGAUCCCUUGGUCUUCCAGGAACAUCAAUCGACCUAGCUGCAGUAAGUGACGUCGGUUACCUAGCCGAUACCGACACCCAGCGGCGCCAGGAAGUAUUGAAGAAUAUCGGCAGCCAGACUAUUGACGAGUCGGAAGUCCUCGCGCUGGUAGCCGCGGCUCUGACCGGUGAUCUCGACCAGUCUUGCUCUGGGCAGUGCAUCACAGGACUGCGACUGGAUUCCCUCGACAACAACUUUUGGGCUCAGGACGCGAGGUUUAGCGUGCUAUAUCAGGCCACCAAGGGCACACUAGGGAGCAGCUCACAGCACAACGGCCCGUCUGUGCCGCUGCAUGUCACCCUAUCGGCUGCCUCAUCUAAAGAGGAGGCUUUGAGAGUGUGCUACGAGGCGCUGGCCGCGAAGUUAGCCCAGGUUCUUGUUCUCUCCUUGGAGGAUAUGGAUCCCUCGAUUUCAGUGGUUUCGUUGGGUCUUGACUCGCUGGUGGCUAUUGAGAUCCGCAACUGGAUUGCCCGUGAGGCUAAUGCCAAUGUGCAAGUUCUGGAGUUGUUGUCCGGUGGCAGUUUGAUGGCCUUGGCUGAGAUUAUCCUCAACAAAUCUCAGGCCUAUACUCACACUGAGUAA
Messenger RNA from Penicillium egyptiacum, 6657 nucleotides. The record is from the annotation of a GenBank genome assembly. NCBI's taxonomy places the organism in Eukaryota, Fungi, Ascomycota, Eurotiomycetes, Eurotiales, Aspergillaceae.